AUGUCGCAUUCCCCUCCUCCCAUCAAUCCAUUGUCUCCUAAGCAGCAGGAUGCUCGACGAAGACCUUCUAACCCAGUAACUCUACCCUACGAUACACAGGGCAUGCAAGGGCGAGCUCAGGAACAGCUUGCUUACUCCCACGAACACCAGCACCAUCUGCAAGGACCAGUCAGUGCGACAACAAUCUCAUCCUCAGAGAACGAAAAGUUUCCUGCGCCGUUUCCGUCCACUAACAAUGGGGAUAAUUCGUAUUCCCACCUGACACAAAUCUCCGCAACAGCUCCGGGAAGCCAACGGUCACCAUUUGCUACGCAGCCGUCAUUCCUGCCACCACAACUUCCUAGACGAACAAAGUCGCAUGUGGCCUCUGCAUGCGUCAAUUGCAAAAAGGCACAUUUGGCCUGUGAUGUUCGACGACCUUGCCCUCGAUGUGUCAGUCUUGGCAAGCAGGACAGCUGUAGGGAUGUACAACAUAAGAAACGUGGUAGGCCAAGAUUGCGGGAUGAGAGAACUCACAGCUUCGAGGUCGGGCAAAUUGGCUCAAUACAAUCCCACAGAGCGGAGACUGUUGUUUCACCUCUUUCAUCGCCUACUGCGAUUACGGCACCAUAUCGGACAGGUGGCCAAAAUGCGGGCUAUUUCGAUGACAGGCCAUCCCCCAUAACCCUAGGUUUAAUUUACCGUCGCCGGUUCCAAAUGCAAUUGCAUACCUCACGACUGAUCUAG
Messenger RNA from Morchella importuna, 726 nucleotides. RefSeq lists its product as uncharacterized. The transcript has 4 exons. NCBI's taxonomy places the organism in Eukaryota, Fungi, Ascomycota, Pezizomycetes, Pezizales, Morchellaceae. The coding region runs from base 1 to 726 and encodes 241 amino acids. Gene Ontology annotation, biological process: regulation of DNA-templated transcription. The record is from RefSeq and is a predicted model, not a curated record. Gene Ontology annotation, molecular function: zinc ion binding; DNA-binding transcription factor activity, RNA polymerase II-specific.